AUGGGCUGCGCCGAAUCAAAAGAAGCCCACCAAAGACUCCGCAGCGCCUCGCUCAGUGGCGUCACAGUGCCCAACUCAUUGGAGCUCUCCUACGACCCCUCAUGGAGCAAACUGAGGCUCCACCUCCUCAACAGCUCCUCGGAGCCCGUCUACACCGUCAACCUCCCCGGAGGCUGGUGGGGGAGCCUCAUCUUGUAUGACGGCCCUACCGUGGAGCACCCGCCGCUCGCAGCGGUCCGCAACACCGGCAAGUCGGGCAUGGGGAAUCUCGUGACGCUGCCGCCUCUAUGGCCCGGCGAGGAGGUCUUUGAGGAGAAGAUCUCGCGCCGGAACAAGGGCUGGAUGGACGCCUGGUCCUUUGCCGUGCCUGUGCUUGACCGAGCGGGGGAGAAGGCGACGACACGCGUGGAGCGGUUUGAGUGGGUGAGCUCCGGGGGGAAAGAGGUCAAGGGCUUGCAUGAAUGGGGUCGCGGAUGGAAACUGAGGCGAGUCGCGGGCAGUCAGGCCGCUGCAUAUGCAGACAAGGCCUGGGAGGAUGAGAAGGAUGAGGGAGAUGCAGCUGCGUACGAGUAUGAGAAGCUCCAGGCGGACAAAGAGGUCCUGGCUGUGUGGGCAGAUGCAAACGGCUUCAGCAAAAGAGCCGCCAAGUUCGAGUUCGUCAAUAGCGGAGCGACCGGUGAGCUGGGGGAGGCGUGGAGGGUCAUGGCGGUGGUCUCGUUUGUGAGGGUAUGGCAGAGAUACAUGCAGAUCGCAGUGGCAUAG
This is a messenger RNA of Trichoderma citrinoviride, 762 nucleotides long. RefSeq lists its product as hypothetical. The transcript has a single exon. The record is from RefSeq and is a predicted model, not a curated record. Bases 1 to 762 code for a protein of 253 amino acids. NCBI's taxonomy places the organism in Eukaryota, Fungi, Ascomycota, Sordariomycetes, Hypocreales, Hypocreaceae.